GUCAUUUUCGGAUAUGCAGCAUUUCUGCUGUUUCUUUGCUUCUGGCAGCGUAUCCGCCUGGUCAUCUUCAAGCCCCUAGUAGUUUUCGUGGACAAGCUGUGCAUUGCGCAGCAUGACGACGUCCUGAAGGAGAAAGGCAUUCUUGGCCUCGCCGGCUUCGUCGACCACUCCAAGAAGUUGACUAUUCUUUGGUCACCGCGCUAUUUUAGCCGCCUUUGGUGCACCUAUGAAAUCGCAGCCUUCCUGCGAGACCAGGUAACCGAUGAGAAGCCUCUGCAGGUCAUGCCGGUGAAGAUGUCUGUGAUCCUGUUCCUGCUGUCUUUCUGUUGGCAUAUUCUGACCAUCUGCUUCUACGUCCUGGAGUAUGUGACCGACGAUGACACGGGUAUGCUCGACGAGAUUCUCGUGGGCGCCUUUGUUGCCGCGUUUCUGAUGCUGACCAUGCCCAUUGUCUGCUACAUCGGUAUCGGCCUCAUGAAAGACAUCCAGGAGCUUCCCAAUCAGCUGAAGACCUUCCGCGUGCAGGAAUCAAAAUGCUUCUGCUGUUCGCACAACCACGUGCACCCUGAGACCGGCAGAAGGAUCAUCUGCGACCGACAGCUUGUCUUCAAGACCCUGAAGCGCUGGUUCGGAGCAGAAGGCAACACGCUUGCCCAUCUGACGCUUCCGACAUGCAGAAAGGAAGAGCAGCACUUGGACGCCUUCAACUUCCUCGUGCAGAGCGACCUCGCCCAAACAGUGCUGAAGAGCGUGGGUGGAGAUACCCUGCCCUUUAGCUAUGCCGUCUACAUGGUGAGCAUUUGCAACGUGCCCUUUCUGGCGCAGUACAUGGCCUCCUGGAAGGCG
Molecule: messenger RNA, 846 nt
Organism: Symbiodinium sp. CCMP2456
Lineage: Eukaryota; Dinophyceae; Suessiales; Symbiodiniaceae
Source: the annotation of a GenBank genome assembly